Messenger RNA from Neodiprion fabricii, 449 nucleotides. RefSeq names its product 40S ribosomal protein S26 (gene RpS26). Gene Ontology annotation, molecular function: structural constituent of ribosome; mRNA binding. Gene Ontology annotation, biological process: translation. The record is from RefSeq and is a predicted model, not a curated record. The coding region runs from base 57 to 401 and encodes 114 amino acids. Gene Ontology annotation, cellular component: ribosome; cytosolic small ribosomal subunit. NCBI's taxonomy places the organism in Eukaryota, Metazoa, Arthropoda, Insecta, Hymenoptera, Diprionidae. The transcript has 3 exons.
CGAAUCCAAUAGGUAGACAGCAUAUCCGGUUUCUCUUUCUUGGGAAUUGUGGCAAAAUGACCUGCAAACGCCGAAAUGGUGGACGUGCAAAGCACGGCCGGGGACAUGUCAAUCCUGUCCGCUGCACCAACUGCGCCCGUUGCGUUCCAAAGGACAAGGCGAUAAAGAAGUUUGUAAUUCGUAACAUCGUCGAAGCGGCUGCUGUCAGGGAUAUUACCGAAGCUAGCGUUUAUUCUGCCUAUCAGCUACCCAAACUCUAUGCCAAGUUACACUACUGUGUAUCCUGCGCUAUUCACUCCAAGGUUGUUCGCAACAGGUCCAAGGAAGCACGACGCAUUCGUACGCCUCCACAGCGCAACUUUCCCAGGGACAUGCGUCAAGGACAGCAACAAAGGAAGUGAAUGAAAUCAUGUGUAAUUUCUAAGCCCAAAUAAAUUUACAAAACUUGA